Messenger RNA from Brassica rapa (field mustard), 1196 nucleotides. RefSeq lists its product as uncharacterized. NCBI's taxonomy places the organism in Eukaryota, Viridiplantae, Streptophyta, Magnoliopsida, Brassicales, Brassicaceae. The record is from RefSeq and is a predicted model, not a curated record.
UGAUGAUUGAAUAAUAAAAGAGUUAAUUAAGGAAUGUUGAAUAAAUAAAACAAAUAAAUAAAAAUGGGUGUAUCUCCUUAUCUCUUUCUUCAACGGGAGAUUCUGCUUUUCCCAACGUAGAGACAAAAAGGAGAACGCAGUCCACACACACACCACAGUGAAUCCAGAGAGAGAGAGAGAGAGAAACAAACUCAUCGAACAAUUUUGAUUUCAAAAUUCAAAAUCCUCCCACUGUUUCCGAUCCAUCAUGCCGCCUGGUGCUAAGAAGAGGAAGGCGUUGAAGAAGAAGCAGCAGCAGCAGCAGCAGCAAGCGAUUGGAACAAGUACGAACGGCGAUAAUCUCCACGGAGGAAAUGAGGAACAUGGAAGCCAACAAGAUGAUAGGGAGAGUGAUGGCAACUUGAGCUCCCCUGGCUCUCAAGGAAAUGAAGAAUUUGGUGGGAUGAAAGAUCCGUCUGCUGCUAUGGUGAAGGACACUGCUAAAGAGAUAACAGAGGCUACUCAGGGACUAGAACCAAACAAUGGAAAUGGUAUUGCACUUGACAAGAAAACUAUUGUGGAGAAGAGUGGAAAUGUUAUUGCAGUUGAAAGAGGAACGGAUGAAGUGGAGAAAUCACCCAUUUCCUCUUGUGUUAAGGAGACAGCUCCCGUUGUCGAUUCUGUCUCCAAAGUGGUGAUUUCUGAAGAGAGUGAGCAUGCUGAGACCUCGAAUUUGGUCAAACACAAGUCUGGUGCUGGUGAAAAUGGUAAGGUGGCUACUCUUCCAGGGUCUGCUUCUGGAACUAGCAAAAUGGUAGAGAGUGUAAGAGAAUCUGAAGUUCCAUCAUCCCCUGAGGAAAAGCGUCUUUUGUUGCCUGGUCCACCAGCCGUCCGUACUUCGUGGUUGAGUUGCUGCGGUUUGUUUGAUGCGAUGACAGGAUCUGACAGAUAAGCACAGACCAGCAGGAGUGAGAUGAAGGUGGACGCACAUGGCAGUCAAAGCUCAAAAACAAGAGAAAAAACAGGAUUCACGGUCGGUACACUCUUCUCUGUACAUCAUCUUUGAUAGAUAAUAAUGUGUGCGGCUUUUAGCAAUAUACAAACAAGACCAACAUGGUUAAAUUUUCAUUUUCUUUCUUUGAAAUACAUUCUUCAUUUGUUCAUUAAAAGAUUUUAGAUUCGUGAGACUACAUAUAGCUCUAGUUUUUUCUUAUCAA